Theobroma cacao (cacao) is the source of this 1203-nucleotide messenger RNA. RefSeq names its product Pentatricopeptide repeat (PPR) superfamily protein. The record is from RefSeq and is a predicted model, not a curated record. Lineage: Eukaryota; Viridiplantae; Streptophyta; Magnoliopsida; Malvales; Malvaceae.
ACAUAACAUUGAAUUUCUUUUUAAUUUCAUAUUCUCCCUUCUUUUUUCUUCAUUUUGCUGUUUGAUCCCUUCCAAGUUCCGGUCUUUCGUACAACCCUCCUUCGAAAAUCCAGCCACCCCCUCGCUGAGUGCUGCCGCCCUCCCUCGAUCCUAGCCUCCGCCGCCAGCGGCUGCCACCAUGGAGGCAAUGAUAAAGAAAUAUCAGCAGAAAUUCAGAAAAGCUAAAGAUGAUUUGAGUAAAUGGGAUGAGCUUCAAUCUCGAUUGAUUUCUCAGUUUAGAAAUGCUUCUUCCAUCAUUGACAGAUUACAGGUUAUUCAAAAUUCAAAAAACUAUGCAAGUUUAAAUUCUGUUCAAGGGAUUGAAGUUGCAGUGUUGCAAAAGCAGAUGGAUUCUUUGCAAACUAUUCUACUCUUAAUGAAGAAUACCAUGGAAGAAUUUCGUGCUGUUGUUCUUUCCCUCGACAAGCUUCAACGUGACGGUAAACAGCUUGCACAAGGUGGUUCUAAUCAGAUGAACAGGAAACUGUUGCAGCAGAGAAUUGGAGUAAAACCGUCUCUUACAAAUUGCAUGGAUGGGCUUAUGCUUCUCCAUGAAAUGCACCUUGCUGAGUACCUGUUUAAAUCAUCACUGGUUUCCGCACUUUCAGUACUUGCCUUGAGACCAAAUUCCAGUGAUCUACAUGCACUUCAGCAACUUUUGGUUGAUCAACCCAAUAUAGUAAAAGAGGAAGUACAAUACAUCCUUGACAUCAUAUUUGCAGAAGAGAUAUGUUGAUUUAAAUUAUAUCUGUUGUAGACAACCUUGGAUUCCCUGAUUUUGUUGAAGUGCUGGGAAGACUGAAACCUCUUGGUUUUGUCAACAUGCUUGUUUCUUGCUGCUGAAAGUAUUAGACUGCAUCAACACCCCUACAUUCCAUUCAUUUUCAAGUGUGGUAUGCUAAUUGGAAGUUUCCCUUAGGUGAAGGCAUUAAUUUUAUCCUAGUCAUUUGAUAAUGAAUAAUCCUGACUAGAUUUUUUGCACUCUAAAAUGUUUAAUGCAUUAGUUCAAGCAAUGCCUUCACUUCUGAUUGUAUAUAAGCUUGCAAAAUGAUAGCUUUUGGAAUGAAAUUGCUUCCAAAUGUCAUCAUUUUCUGAUGGAGCAGUGUAUUUAUGUUCGAUCCUUGAGUUUUGCUUAUAAUUUGUCAAUCACAGUUGUACAUUCAC